GGUAUCGCCGGCCGGGAGCGGCGGGCUCCGGGCUGCCUGCGGGAGGCAGAGCGGGGGGAGAGCCGGGGCGUAACUUCGCAGUGGACUGCUCCGUGCCCUCCCCCGGCCCGCAAGGGGAUUAAACCCCUUCGAGCCCGACGACUGUCUCUUAUCCCCGCGCUUCCCUUCUCCGCCCUGUGCCAGCUGCGAAGCCCGGAGCCUGCGCGGGGCUUUGCUCGCCGCAGGGCGGAGGAAGAUUCGGCUGACUCGCCCGUUAGAAAGGAGAGCCAAGAAGUUCAAUCCCGGUGCGCCCGCAGGAGCUGGCGAGUUCCCGCCCGGUGUCACCGGGCUGCGCGCACCCCCGCUGGCUCUCGGGCUGACGGACCGACUGACAGACUGACAGACUGACGGCAGCCGACGAGCCAUGAAGUUCUGGCUCCGGAGUUGUCUCGCAUCCCGUGGCGUUGCAGAGCGGGGGCGAGCGUGGAGGAACAGUGCGGUAUCAGGAUGUGCAGCACGGGAGAUCAACACCGACUUCAAUAAACCAUGUAAUGGAGGCAGUUCUGGAUCUCUGAAAGGGCUCAGAGUAUCUGCAGUAGUGAACGUUAUCUGGUGGUGGAUGUGGACUUUAAAACAGUGUCUCUCAACAUUUCAUCCUCAACUAUUUCUAAACUGAUUGCACUACAGAAGGAAAGCUGCUAAUGGGAUAAAUGUUGAGACUUUACAAGAACUGACUUGAAGUACCGAAAGCCAUUAUUAUUAAUCAAGAAGAGCUUGAAGCUAGGUCUGUACCUGACCAGUCAGCAUCAUUGUCACAUAACAGGCAUGGCAAGUAAACGAAAAUCAACAACACCGUGCAUGGUCUUAGCCAACGAGCAGGAUCCAGAUCUAGAAAUGGUAUCAGACUUGGAGGAAGGACCACCUGUACUCGCGCCAGCAGAUAACCCUACAGCAGAGAGCGUAACAAGUGAUGAGGAUGUUCAUGAGUAUGUGGAUUCAGACAAUCAGAAAAAUACAAAUAAAGUAGAAGGUGGUUACGAGUGUAAAUACUGUACUUUUCAAACUCCAGAUCUCAAUAUGUUUACUUUUCACGUGGAUUCAGAACAUCCCAACGUAGUAUUAAAUUCAUCCUAUGUUUGUGUAGAAUGCAAUUUUCUUACCAAAAGAUAUGAUGCCCUCUCAGAACAUAAUUUGAAGUACCACCCUGGAGAAGAGAAUUUUAAAUUGACCAUGGUGAAACGUAAUAAUCAGACAAUCUUUGAACAAACAGUGAACGAUCUCACUUUUGACGGGAGUUUUGUUAGAGAAGAGAAUGCUGAACAGGCUGACUCUUCUGAGGUCCCCUCAUCAGGGAUCUCAAUUAGCAAAACUCCUAUUAUGAAAAUGAUGAAAAACAAAACUGAGAAUAAACGUAUCGCUGUUUUCCACAAUGUAGUUGAUGACAUUGCUGGUGAAGAAAAGGGAACUGAAAAUGAGCCAAACUCUGAAGAAGUAGUAGAAAACCCACCACCAGCAGUUUCUGAGUCAAAAGCAAGCCAUUCAGUUGUUUGCAGUGCAGCAGAUGUGGCUAGUGCAGUAGUGACUCCAGCACCAGUGCUUCAGCCUGGGGUGGCACAGGUUAUAACAGCUGUUACAGCUCCACAGAACUCAAACCUGAUUCCAAAAGUCCUAAUACCUGUAAAUAGCAUUCCAGCCUAUAAUACUGCUUUGGAUAACAAUCCUCUUUUGCUUAACACCUACAACAAAUUCCCAUAUCCAACCAUGUCAGAAAUCACUGUUCUUUCCACUCAAGCUAAGUACACAGAGGAACAGAUUAAAAUAUGGUUUUCUGCGCAGCGUCUGAAACACGGUGUCAGCUGGACACCAGAGGAAGUGGAGGAAGCAAGGAGGAAACAAUUUAAUGGCACGGUGCAUACCGUGCCACAGACAAUUACUGUUAUUCCAGCACACAUUUCUGCCGCUAGCAAUGGUUUACCUUCAAUUUUACAGACAUGCCAAAUAGUUGGUCAGCCAGGACUUGUUCUCACGCAAGUUGCAGGUGCAAAUACGUUACCAGUAACAGCCCCAAUAGCUUUGACUGUAGCAGGAGUCCCAAACCAAACGCAGUUACAGAAGAGUCAGAUUCACACUGCUCAGCCUGUUGCAGAAACCAAACAAGUAGCUGCUGUUCCAGCCCCUCAGCCUAUCAAAAAUGAAUGCACGCUGAUGAAUCCUGACUCCUUUGGAAUCCGAGCAAAAAAAACUAAGGAACAGCUGGCAGAAUUGAAAGUCAGCUACCUUAAAAAUCAGUUUCCUCAAGAUUCAGAAAUUGUAAGACUUAUGAAAAUAACGGGCCUGACUAAAGGAGAGAUCAAAAAGUGGUUCAGUGAUACACGCUACAAUCAGAGAAACUCAAAGAAUAAUCAUGGGAUUCAUCUCAACAGUGAUCCGUGUGCCACCAUUGUUAUUGAUUCAAGCGAUGAAAUGAAUGAGUCCCCAACGGGAGUCACUCCACAGAACAAGUCAUCAUGGAGCACUUUUCCUGAUUUCAACCAGCAGAAAUUCAAAGAGAAGACUGCUGAACAGCUGCAGGUCCUCCAAGCAAGUUUUCUUAAUAACCCAGUCCUUACUGAUGAAGAGAUGAAUAGGUUAAGAGCCCAAACCAAACUGACCAGGAGAGAGAUUGAUGCCUGGUUUACAGAAAGAAGGAAAUCUAAUGUCUUGAAAGAAGAGGGAGCUGACUUGAAUGAGAGCAAUGCUGGCAGCUCAAAAGAAGAGACUGGAGAAACAUCUGUGGGAGAUGGAGCAGCAGGAGCCAAACCAGUGGGUUCCACUUCAAGCAAAAUAGGCAAAAAAUCACCAGAGCAGUUGCACAUGCUUAAAAGUUCUUUUGUCCGUACUCAGUGGCCAUCUCCACAAGAAUACAACAAGCUGGCAGAAGAAACUGGGCUCCCAAGAUCAGAAAUUGUGAGCUGGUUUGGAGAUACUCGCUAUGCUUGGAAAAAUGGAGGACUGAAAUGGUAUUAUUAUUACCAGAGCGCAAAUGCAAACAGUCUGAAUGGCCAAGGCUUUGCGAGAAAGAGAGGAAGAGGAAGACCAAAGGGGAGGGGGAGAGGGAGGCCUCGGGGGAGACCUCGGGGAAGCAAGAGGUUAAAUUGCUGGGACAGAGGUGUGUCUGUCAUAAAAUUCAAAACUGGAACAGCAAUCCUAAAGGACUACUAUAUGAAGCACAAAUUCCUUAAUGAGCAAGACCUCGAUGAACUGGUAGCCAAAUCUCACAUGGGAUAUGAGCAGGUCAGAGAAUGGUUUGCAGAAAGGCAAAGAAGAUUAGAACUUGGAAUAGAGCUGUUUGAUGAGAACGAGGAGGAAGAUGAAAUGCUGGAAGAUCAGGAAGAUGAGGAAGAAACAGAUGAUAGUGAUACUUGGGAACCCCCCCGACAUGUUAAGCGUAAACUUUCAAAAUCAGAUUGACAUGCAAUUUAGGAUUUGGGGGCCAAAACCCAAUGAAUUAGGUUUGAUGUUAUGGUGAAGAGCCAAAUGAUUUUUCAUGGCCUUCAAUUUAGCAAGCACCUGCUCAGCAUUUUCGUUCUACAUAAAAGAACAUGGGCAAGAUGCUACCUGUGCAGGCAACAACUAUUUGCUUCCUUGCUACAAAGCGAUGGACAUCCUUAGGCCUAGCCUGGGACAUGGGGUUAUAAAUCAGAUUCAGUUCAGCUCCUCCUCUUCCACAUUAUCAAUUGGAAGAUUCAUGUUCAUCAUUCAUGUGACUGCUUCUCGAUAUUUAAUUGCCUUAUGUUGUUUAAUUCCAAAAAAACAUACACAUGUUUUUCGUUGAUGUAGGAGAACGUUGCCUGCUCAUGAAGGAGGAAAGUACAAAAACCUAAGAUGUCUUUUUGCAAACAUCGCUUCACCUGAAAGGUUUCAAGGCCUGGGUUUAUUUCUUAAGGAAAGAGUUCAAAACAAAAGAGAAGGGGAAAAGUGUGACAAAGGAAUCAAUGAACCUAGGGGUGAGGAUUGCUUGGUUUAAGAAUAUGAGGUGAUAUUGGCACCUUUUGUGUAUUUUCAGAGUGUUUUGGGUUUACAGAACUUGUGCUGAAAUGUUCUUUGUUGAUAAUUAUUUAGACUGAAUGAGUCUAAUGCUAGAAGAUGCUUUUUGUUACAUUUAAUCAGUGUAUCCUACAUCAAUUUAAUUUAAAUGCCUGACAGACUUGAUGCAGUUGAUAGUAACGUUCAUUUUUAGCUUGUGCACUCUUUCCUUUGUUGGAAAUGGUAAGAAAAGUACGUAUAUUUCUAGCUGAAAAGAAUAAUUUCUUGAAAACUUACACUGAAUUUUAAGGUAAACGUGAGGCGGAAACUGCCUAAAAGCUGUUCAGAGUUGCUUGGGGUUCUGUAAGAAUACACAGAUACAGAGACGAAAAGCGUCUUCAGCUGCUAGUAAGAAAGAUUUUCAAGUUGCGGCUAUGACAUGAUGUUUAAUUCUCAAAAAAAAAAAAAAAAGAGGUUAUAUGGCUUUUAGAUUCUUAGAAAUGAUAAACACGCUUGUGUUUAAUUGUUCUUCAGUGAUAGACCAGUUGAAUGAUUUGUGCACAAGUUUAACCUAAAUUCAUCCUAACAGAUUGAGCUCACCACUAUGCUGAUUGUUCUUAGGGCUGCUGGGGAAACACACUUUUUUUUAGCGGUAGUUUGAUCUACGUGAAAUGAACGCCAGAAGUAGUUUAAUCUGAUACAGAACAUCUACAUCUUGAACAAGUGUCUUUAAAACAGAGGGAGGGGGGGAAAAAAGGCCAUUUAGUCUCAAGACAUAGAACUCUGAGUUUGAAUUAGCAACUUAAAAACAAUGGGCCAAAUUCACAGAAGUUAGUUUAGGCAGAUGUCUGGCAUCCUAGAAAACUGGAACUCUGAGGACAAGAAGUUUGUGUUCUUCCUACGAUCAGUCUGUAUUUUUUAGGGAUGUUACUUUACAUUUAGAUGUCAAAAGGUAACGAUGAUUAUUUGGUGCUGCUGUUCUUGCCAGCAUUGUCUGCUUUUACAUUGACACUAACGGAAAGGAUAGUAGCAACCUCCUUUUGUACAUCUGUCAGCAUCUCCUCUGUAGGCUUCUGCAUCUGAUGACCAAAAAGAGACAGAUUAGUGUAGAGAAAAUACAUCCUAAUGUUUCCACAUUUCCAAGAACCUAAUCUGGAAUUACUCUUUCUUCCUCACUGUGAUAACUGUCAAAAGACCAAGAAAGUCCUUUUAGUCAUGAUACUCUGAAACAGAGGAGCCCAUGUUAGAUCUGGGUUUUAUGCCUGGUAGUAGGUGAAACCCAGAUCGAAGCAAGAAACGUCUGAUGAAAAAAAUACUAACUCGCCUUUCUCCCUGGACACUUGUAGCUGUCUUUCUGCUCCCAGGUUGAACAGGCUGCCUGAAUUACAGGAGGAUGUUGUAUGUGAAAGCCAUUUCCUGGGGUGAGUUCUGACUAUUUGAGAUUGCUGGAAAGAAAAAGGCAAUGGCUUUUGGUGUGUGUCAUGAAUUUGAUGAUAAAAGUAUUGCCUGGCUUCCAAGAUUCAAACUGGUGAGGCACAAAGUAGCCAAUGGUGCUGGAGAGGACAAGCCAAGAAUCCCCUGGUUUGACUUUGGAAUGGGGGAGGAGCAAAACCAUGUUGUCAGCAUAUUUCAUUGAACUCUGUAUGGAUGUGAGAUGCUGUAAGAGAGAUCAGGGUCUGGCCUUUUCAGCAUUGACUGCUACGUGUGGUUGGGAGAUAUUCUUGUUUGGCUGGUAAUGGUAUGGAUGAGGCUGUUGUAGAUGCCAGCAGAUAGAAUAAAGACUUAUAUUAGCUUCAAGCUCCACUGGGAAUACGGGGUCAAAAAUCAGUGGUUGCUGAGUGGGAAAGGACAAAGCUAGUAGGGAGAGAGAUGCUAUUUUUAAGUUUCCAAAAAUACUAAAACAGAUCAUUAAAAUCCUUGGGAAUAUGCCUCUAGCAAGCAAAAUCUGGAGUUGCCUUAAUCCUUAAGGUUGACCCAGAAUUAAUUUUCUUUUAAAAAAACCCAAAACUAAAACCCACCCAAGCAACCUGUCCAUAAUAUCUCCAUUUUUUGUUAGCAGAGACCGCAUUUAUGUUAGCAUUAAAUCCAGCCUUCUUUAAAAGAUGGGAAAAAAUAAAGAUCCAAGUUAAUGAUCUGAUUAAACUGGGACAUUUUCCAUUUUGGCAGUGUUCUGUUAAAUAACACUCGGCUACAAUGGUAGGCCUUAGCACAUCUGGUCUGAAAAACACAGGAAGAGGAAACACAUUGUUUAUCAGACUAAAUAUAGUUGGAUUGGAUGUCUUCUUUCAGUAAAAUGGUCAGAGAUGGUGGCUGAUGUAUACUGGGCCAGAUUUUCAGUUGCUGUAAAUAUUACAGUUCCAUAUAUUCCAGUAGUUAUAAUAGUAUUUACAGCCCAUUGAGGAUCAUCAUCUCUUUGCAGAGUAUAAAAUUUAAAUUAAACCAUGUGCUGUGGAUCAGCUAAUGAGAGAUGCAGAGUGUCCACAUUUCCUUUGGGCUACGUGCACAUUGUAAGCCUUUCAGUUGUGCCAAGGAUGAGAAAAAUCUGGGUGAGUUCAGCCUAAAGAAAGCAAUUGAAUGCAUUCAUUAUUGCUCAUAAUCUGUCUGUUAUUUCUGUUUGAACAAACAGAGUCCAUCAGUUACCAGUUUAUUUCAUGUUUACAGCAUGUGUAUAUUUGCACUGUGUACUGGGAGAGAGGGAAGCUCCUUCCUGAGGCCUCCUGCGUCAGGAGAAAAGCAUUGGAAAGAGCUAUCAGCAUGCUGGUCUCUGUCUGUGAAUUGUGGUUGUGGCUGGUGGGAACUCAAAGCUACUGGUAACAGCAGUUUAGCUCAGAUUCAUCUCGGCCAACCAUAGGCUGCUGUGCUCCUUGCCUAGGUGCCCAAGGCACACUGCAUAGUCACUUGAGGGGAAAGAAAUUGCCUGGUGGGUGGAGAAGAUACGGCACCUUCUCAUUCUACCAGUUACAUACAGGAAACUUCCUCAACUUAAGCACAUCAGCAAGUGUCUUUAUGAUGAACCUGAGCAUUGCAGUGCUCAGCAGCAGCACACCCCUGCACCCUGGCUCCCUCCUGUAGUUUAUGCACACCUGCAGGAUGUUUUGGAAGCCACUUGGACUGAGCUAUGUUGACAGUGGGAAACGAAGGGGCAAGAAAGUAUGUCUACCCUGGGGUGAGUGUCCAGUGUGGGGUUUUAUGGAUUUCCCUGCUCGGUGAAGAACUGUGUGUAGAUGAGCCUGUGGUAUGUUUUCUGUAUUUGUGUGGAGCUUCACCUCUUAAUUUUGAGCCAGUUAUGAACCAGGCUCCAGUGACUGGACAGACUCCAGUCACUGACAGUGAGAUGAAGAAACUGAUCUUGCUCAGACCUUGCCUCUGGUUUGUUCCCAGUCUUCGUUGGGAGCACUGUUUCAGAACUCAGCUUUGAGCACCAGUUCCUUUAGAGCUAAGGUUGAGCUUUCCUCUCGGUCUGCUGUUUCUGCCAGGAGUACCUGAUCUGAUAACACCAGUUACUUGCUGUAUCUAGAAUUCAGCUAAAGGGAGAAUAAAGAUAAUCCUGUGUCAGGAUGGAGAGAAAGAAAGGGUUAAAAGAAAGCAAGUGGUGUCACAACUGGGUGAGGCAUCCACCAUCACUGUAUCAUGCUGCUUCAUGGCAUGUUUUGCUCUUGCUUCUGAGUACAAUGAAGGAGCACAAUUCCAUCUUAAACAGUGCUGUCUUCCCAGUAUCAACCUCUCACUGACCCCAUGGUUAGUGUUUGUUGUAAAAAGAGCUAGUCCUCCCUGGAGGUUUGAAUGAACUAACAGAGUGCUGGCUUGUAAGAAGUGGAAAGAAGGGAAGAUGCAGAAGAUUGAAGGCUCUUAACUUUUGCUUGCCCUGCACAAUUCAGUUACAUAGAAGUUGAUAAGCAAAGCAAAUUUUAAUCUUGUUCUGACAGAACAAGUAAAGUAUUGCAGUCACUCAUUUUUAGCACAUAGAAAUAUCUGUCUUGUUUUCAAAGCAAAGGAGAGGAAAGAUACCUAGUCCCUCAUGAUUAGAAUUUAGUGGAUUAUCUCUAAUACAGUAUAGUAAAUGAGGCCAUUCCCUUUUUUAACCUUGUCCAGUACCAUUUUAAAACCUGUUUUUUUUCAUGCCAUUAUAUGCAAUAUGGUGUCUGGCAGUAACUUUGAUUAUUGGGAAGGAAUCUUGCAGUGUCCUCACAUGACAUGAAAUAAUUUUUCUAAUGCAUGAUUUGCUGACUUUGGACAAAAGCCUAUUUUCUUCCUGCUCGCCAAGGAACUGUUGAGGCAGGCAAAUGCACUCCCUUCUCCUCUACAGAGCAGAGAAAGCAUUUCUGGAGCCCAUACAAAGUGAUUCAUGGCCUUAUGCAGUCCCCGUAGGCCAGAAAGCCCAAAGAUGCAGACACUUUACCUCCUCCGUUUUCCUCUGAAAUGAGAGCACAGCAGUAACUCUGACAACUAGUCUGUGGCUGCUGAGUAACCAAGCUGUAAUUUAAGGUGGGGAGCAUUUUCCCUUUUGCACUUAACGGAGUACUGUGUAUCCAGGCUGGAUUUCAGUAUUUGCUUCUGUAAAUAUAACAGUAUCGAUUUGCAUCCUCCACCUGAAUCCCAUAUCUGUCUAUAUUCCUAUCUCCCAAGGAGAGAAGAUAAUCUUUAAGCUUCUGUAAUAUUAAAUAUCCUUGCCCUAACCUGAAUGCACAAAAAUAGAGUGCAAUGACAUAUAGCUACUUUUUUUGAUUUAAUUUAUUUUUUCUUGGAAAAUAAUUUUGCCUACAUUCAGUAGUAAUGAAAAGAUGGUGUCUGUAAUUAGAGAGCAGUGAAUCUGUUGAGAGUUGUUCAUGAUGCUCAUGUAAACUAGAUACGGGAAGGGCUAGUAGAGGGCUUGGUUCCCUGCACUGAACAGUGCUGGAUUACACCUAUAUUCUCCAUCAAACUUGUAAUGUAGAUUUAGCAAGUAGCAUGACACAAACUUACCAGGUCAAGUUACUUGAGGUUUGUUGAUGUGUUAAAAUUCUGUAGGAAAAGAUUUUAAAAUGAAAGUUGUAGCAAGGUGAAAAAUCCCCUUAAUAGCUACUUACACACACUCAAUAGCUCAAAUUUUUGUAUUGUUUUCCCACCUUUAAAAAGGGAGAUUUUGAAGCACAGGCAGGUAACAUCCAGUAUUUUCAAGUUUCAUGGUUGGAGCUCUUGGGAGUUUUUCUCCUUCUGUGGUGAACAGCAUCUGCACUUUUUCAGUGGAUAGUCAUUGCAAAACUGACUUACAUGACAUUGUAAAAUGUAGAGUGAUAACUGAGGAUCCUGUAGCACUUUUCAUGAAUUAAGGUGAGAUUCUUCUGUGUUUGAGCAAGACACUGCAGCUAGUCAGUAUACCUAACAAAUGCAAGCCUGUUUAUCCCACAUGCUUGGAGUUGGUCAGAUGAACUGCACCCUGAACUUCAUUGACUCUUAACAUGUGGCUUGCGGGCAGACACGGACACUACAGACAUCUGAAAUUAGGUGAGGUGGAUCUUCACCUGGGAGUGUGCUGGCUGGAUUGCAGCACUUGUCUUUGUGUUGUAGUUAGCAAUGGUACUUACCUCUGCUUCUGACUUGAUGCUUGUUGGGAAGUGUGAGGCUUUUUUUUUGUUUGUUUGUUUUUUGUUUUUUGUUACUAGAGCAGGUAGCACUACAGUGGUGAAUAAAGUAACUGAUCUUUGGUUAUAAUACUGUGGCCUAAAAAUGAUCUGGGGUUUCUCAAGUAUUUUAGAGAUAAGGUUACUAUAUGAACAUAGGAACUAUAUGGACCAUGCAUAACUUAGAAUGUGUUAAGACUCAUAAUAUUUGUGUCCCAGCUGAUGAAAGUAUUUCCUUAUGCUUAUCCAAUACUAGAUACCUAUCAUGAAACUUUCCCUAAAGAACCUGCUAGAAUGACAGAAGAUUCAAGUCUUCAUCUGUGAUAUGAAAUGGUCAACUGCAAGAGCUCCGUUAUGAUGUCAAAAUGUUGCCUCCAGUUCCAACUUACAAAAGUGUUUCCUAUUUUGCAUAGUUGGCUAUCUGCAUGUAUGCUUACAGUCUGUACAGAAAUGCACUAAAAUGAGUUGCCCUACCUGGGAAGGCUUUAUAUUGUAUAGAAAAUGUGGCACUAGGUACUGCUCUUCAUGUGCACAGGAGAGUUAACAUGUGUCGAUCUCGUUUACAGAAAUGAUGGCGCUUUGCAAUUUUCUAUAAUAUAUUGCAAUAUAUUUAAAUGUCCUGUUUGACAUGUGAAAUGAAAUUAAGUUAAUGCAUUGUUAUGUAUUUGAAGUAUGAGGAAGACGAUUCACUAACGACCAGCAAGGUUUUUAGAAGGUGUCCAGUAUGUAGCCCUCUGUGUGAUCUGUCUGGUGUAUGUGAUGUUAAAGGAAGCAACAAUACUGUCACUGUUUAGAAUGAAGAGUUUCUUUUGAAUGAUGCAAUAGCUUACAGUGUCUUUCCUUUGUAGCUGCCCAGUGUGGUGAAGGGGAAGCAAUUCUUGAAAAAGUUCAAGAUAACUGGUUAACUGUGAAUGGGCCUAAUCUUUCGUGAAACCAAGAAAAUUUUUGGACACACACAGGACUUGAAUACUCAAAAGGAUUGGAACUUAGUGUUGUGCCAAAGUUAAACUACUGCAGUUGGCAGAAGUUCUGCACUGUAAAUAGAAGACUGAUUAAAAGCUUGUAAAAAAAAAAAUCAAAUUUUAAUACAGUACAUUUUUAUUCUGAUACAUGAUGGAAACAUUCUGUUAUAGACCUUUUUUGAAGAGGCUUCAGUGACCACUAGAUUUUGUCCUCUUAUAUUUUGUUUGGCCUAAUACUAUAUGUUCUAGUAAGAUGGGCUUUAUUGCCUGUGUUCUUUGAUAUGUGAUUAAGCUUAUAGCUUUGAGUGACCAAACAUUUUACAGAGUAAAAGUUCUUAGAAACAGUAUAACAUAACUGAUAUUUCUGUGUCUUAUUUAUCAGGCUCUGCACAAACUUGGAAAGUUGUGCUGGACUUGUACAACUCAUAUAUGGGAACGCAGCAUACUUCUGGAUAUUACAAACCUAAGCCUUUGUGGCAGUAUGGAUCUUGUCUUUGGAUUUAUUUUUGUUAUUUUCUUGAGGCAAAGAGACAAAUGGAUGCUGCUGUAAAAUAUUUGUAAUAUUUGCCAUUAUUGCUUUCUGUAGCAACUACUGCUUUUGCUUCAACAGAUAAAGAAAAUAAAUCAGAGAUAGAAAAUUCCUGGUAGAAGAAAGGAUCAUGUGGGGACUUCUGAAAAUAAACUUUGUACCAAAAAUUUGAAAAAAAGAAA
Molecule: messenger RNA, 11257 nt
Organism: Athene cunicularia (burrowing owl)
Lineage: Eukaryota; Metazoa; Chordata; Aves; Strigiformes; Strigidae
Gene: ZHX1
Product: zinc fingers and homeoboxes 1
Exons: 3
Coding region: 805-3429 (874 amino acids)
Biological process (GO): regulation of transcription by RNA polymerase II
Cellular component (GO): nucleus
Molecular function (GO): DNA binding; DNA-binding transcription factor activity, RNA polymerase II-specific
Source: RefSeq, a predicted model, not a curated record